Molecule: messenger RNA, 1115 nt
Organism: Magnolia sinica
Lineage: Eukaryota; Viridiplantae; Streptophyta; Magnoliopsida; Magnoliales; Magnoliaceae
Exons: 2
Coding region: 51-1115 (354 amino acids)
Source: RefSeq, a predicted model, not a curated record
CUACGACUUCUCUCGCCAUUGAUCAUGCAGCCACCACGGUUGUCCCUUCCAUGGAUGAUGCAAUAGCCACAGUCCCUCCUAUUACAGGUCGUGCUACAGUUAUAGCUUUCCCUGCCAUAAACCGAGUCACUAUUACUACAUCUCCUAUGACUCGUUCACGCGCCAAGUCAUUGUCUCCUGAAGUUUUGGCACAACAGGCCCCUUCUCCUGUUCGAAGCGCUAGUCUUUCCCCCGUAAAGACUGCUUACAAGGGGAAACAAACCAUGUCGGAAGAAGAUAGUUCGUUAGAAUACUCGGCUAACACUCCAAGCAGCGAUACGUCUUUUUCUACAAGCUUGACCGACAAAGGAGACGUCUUAUUGAAUCAAGAAACCGAGGCUGACGUAGAUAUUGAAGAAGAGGAUGGGGCUAGGGCCAAAUCUCCGCCUCCUGACAUCCAAAUCAGUCGUCCUGAUGUCCUUCUUCUGAUCACGAUGACCUCCUUAGAAGAAGAACAACUUGAUUAUGGAGAGUCUGGCUAUUCUCCUGGCGCAAAUAUCUUUCUUUCUUUUGAUGCCUCAUAUUCUCCAUGUAUCGUGGAAGCCGUCGAUGUAAUUGCUCAUGAAGCAUCGACACUAAGGGAAGCAGAAGCCCAAUCAUCAGAGAUUCAAACAGGGAUGGAAAAUAUACUUCUUCCUCAAAGCACAGGAGCAGUCUUGCCGAUGGUCACUGCAACAUCUGAUGCCCCCAUUCAUGCUGAUAAAUCUCAUACUGCGCGCCCUCUUCCUAUCCAGCCAGUAGCCCGGAGUUUGGAAUUCUUCUCUUACCCAGUUGACGUUCCGACUCCAACGACUCUUGACUCGAGUACUGGAGGAGCUCAGGAACUUUCUUUCAAUGUUGCCAUGGCUACAGACGUACCCAGAUCCGGAGAACUAGGAACCUGUUCUGUUCAAGUUACUUCCGCAAUUGCCUCCGAACUGGCUUUAGUAGUACCAACUCCAAAUGGGUCUGAAAGUUCCAACUCGGUAGCUACAGUUUCUGAUAGACUUUCAUUGGAGAAGGUGUCAGCUCCCAUGCUGGUGUUCUUUAAGAAUGUAAUCUCUGUUAUUGUAAGUGCUUUUAAGGACCCAGCCUAG